Messenger RNA from Lotus japonicus, 1630 nucleotides. RefSeq lists its product as uncharacterized. The coding region runs from base 142 to 1215 and encodes 357 amino acids. The record is from RefSeq and is a predicted model, not a curated record. The transcript is spliced from 12 exons. NCBI's taxonomy places the organism in Eukaryota, Viridiplantae, Streptophyta, Magnoliopsida, Fabales, Fabaceae.
AAAAUUUACAAUAAGAUGUGUGAAAAUUAGCAUGUGCUAAUAUGUGGAGACAAACUCUCCAUGGCAUGACACGAACCCAAUCCACAGCAUCGCACACUUGUUUCUCUCAGUUCUCGACAUCGUUCUUUCGUCUUGAAGCUGAUGUCUGUUCCUGUGUCCAACCUUGGUCCUAAUCUCACCGUUUCAAAGCUCUGCUUAGGAACCAUGACUUUUGGGGAGCAGAACACGUUCCCCCAAUCACUUCGCCUUCUAGAUCAAGCCUUUCAUGCUGGCAUCAACUUCUUUGACUCUGCUGAAAUGUAUCCGGUGCCUCAGCGUGCUGAGACUCAGGGGAGGUGUGAGGAGUAUCUUGGCCGUUGGAUCAGACAAAGGAAAAUUCCCAGGGAUCGUCUUGUGAUUGCAACUAAGGUUGCUGGACCAUCUGGGCAGAUGACUUGGAUAAGAGGUGGUCCGACAUGUUUGGAUGCUAGCAACAUUAUGGAAGCUAUUGAUAACAGUUUGUUGCGGAUGCAAAUGGAUUAUAUUGAUCUUUAUCAAAUUCAUUGGCCUGAUCGCUAUGUUCCAAUGUUUGGAGAAACUGAUUAUGACCCAGUUCGGCAAUAUCCCUCAAUUAGUAUAGAUGAACAACUUGAAGCUCUCAGCAGAGCUGUGGAAGCUGGUAAGAUCAGGUACAUUGGUCUUAGCAAUGAAACACCAUAUGGCGUGAUGAAGUUUAUUCAGGCCGCAGAAAAAUUUGCUUCCUACCCAAAGAUAGUAUCUUUACAGAAUUCGUAUAGCCUGCUCUGUAGAACUUUUGAUUCUGCAAUGGCUGAGUGCUGCCAUCAGGAGAGUAUUAGCCUGUUGGCCUAUAGUCCCCUCGCAAUGGGUUUACUUUCAGGGAAAUACUUUUCCCCUAGUGGAGGUCCGGAAGAUGCUCGGUUCAAUCUCUUUAAAGGGAAGUAUUCAGAAGGAGAGUCCAGAUACAACUUGUCCAACAAAGUUAUGCAGGCCGCUGCUAAGGAAUACCUUAAUCUUGCAAAAACAUAUGGUCUUCAUCCUGUCUCUCUUGCUAUAGCCUUUGUUUUGCGAAAUCCCCUUGUUGCUAGUGCUGUUUUUGGGGCUACCAAAUCAUGGCAGCUCCAGGAGGUUCUAAAUGCAUGCAAGAUCAAUCUCACAUCUGAAGUGAUUGAAGAAAUUGACAAGAUUCAUUCAAGGUUUCCAAAUCCUUGUCCCUGAUGAAUGCAAAUAGCUUCAAUGAUCCACGUCUGUAAGAGAAAGAGACUAUUUUCUACCCGGAUAUUCCCCGUUUGAGAAACUGUAGCUUGCUCUCAACAAGUUUGUCCCAACAAAUGAUUUUUCUAACGAUGAGUUAUAUGUGGGGUCUAAUUUACUUACAACUAGAUUAUGCUCUCCUUUCCCUUUGAGAUCUCAGUAGUUGAUUUUAAGUCUAAUUAUCUGAAAAAAAUCUUUUUGUCCCAUCUCCACCUUUAAAGUCCUAACCCAUGGUCCGAGUUCUGAAUUCUUUUGAACAAUUAAAUAUAAAAUUGAUGACUCAUAUUUCAAAUGGAGAGAGAUCGGAGAUGAUCCAAACAUUAUAUGCUUUCGACAUAGAAUCAAGUAUAUGUAGAUAAUAAAUAAUAAUAAGCAUCAA